UUCUGAAUUUCUGUUACGAAAUCGUCUCGAAAAGAUGCCAAUAACAAAGCGAGCCCGGCUCAAACGGCCUGGUCACGUAUUACUCACUCGGUUUUGCACAGGUUUUUACUGGCAUUUUUCGGCAUCAUGGAAGCCUAUGGUGUUCUUUUUGGUGGGUGCAUCUCCGCGGCUUGGGACACUGGUAUAAGGAGCGUUGGAUCUGCUCUUUUUUUGGGGCUGAGGGUAUCGUCAGACAUUCAUUAACAGAGUUUGGACAAACAAACGCCAUCGUUACUAAUUUACGUCAUAAUUCGUGCUCUCAUCUCAAUUCUCCUUCUUUCAUCAUUUUGAGGCGCGUUUCGCAAAAUAUCACCUGAUUACCCCGGAUUUUCAUCUCAGAUCAGUCAGAUCUCAUGGCGCGUCUUAACCCGACAUCAUGGACUUUCGAUAUCGAUCGAUACCUCAAUCCAUUUAUACCAUCACCGCCAUGGCAACAUAUUCCGUAUCCUAUCGCAUACAUCUUUGGAUACCGACGCGAUAAACCAAAGAGCAUUGGGUCAAUCUUGCCAGUGAUAUGGGCAUUCAUCGGAAUAUUCAUCGCACUCUCAGUAAUUGAAUUGGCAUCUGAGCGCAUUCCCUCUUUCGUUGAACGAGGCGCCCCAAUUAUUGUUGGAUCCUUUGGCGCCGGCGCUGUUCUCGAAUUCUACGCUAUCGAAUCUCCCCUCGCCCAACCACGAAACUUCUUCGGCGGCCAACUCAUCGCCGCAACAAUAGGCGUCAGCAUCGGCAAACUCUUCCUCCUCAGCUCAAACUUCCACUCCAUCCAAUGGCUCGGCGGCGCCAUAUCCUGCGCGACCGUAACGUCCAUAAUGGCCCUAACAAAAACCAUCCAUCCCCCGGCCGGCGCAACCGGUCUCCUCGCCGUAGUCGACAACCGCCUCCUCGAUCUCGGCUGGUUCUUUAUCCCCGUAGUAUUAUUCAACUGCACUAUCAUGUUUGGCGUUGCGCUGUUGGUUAAUAACAUUCAGCGCGCGUAUCCGGUUUAUUGGUGGACGCCGGAGGACUUGAGGGGGGUUAAAACGGAGGGGAAGAGGGAGAGUGUUGAUGAGGAGAAGGGGAGGGUGACGGAGGAUAGUGAUUCAGAGAGGCAUGAGAGGCAUGAUGGGAGGGAGAUUAUCAUGAAGCCCGGCGGGAACUUGGUGCUGCCGCAGAAUUUGUUCCUCAUGCAGGAGGAGCUGCAGCUGUUGGAGGAGAUUGCCAACCGUUUAUAGGUUGUGAAAAAGUGUCGCAUCGCGUUGCAUAGCAGUCAAUUUAAAAAGCAAUUAAUUUAGUCUCAUUCAGGCUAUCAAAGCAUUAUCUCGUGA
Molecule: messenger RNA, 1343 nt
Organism: Fusarium verticillioides 7600
Lineage: Eukaryota; Fungi; Ascomycota; Sordariomycetes; Hypocreales; Nectriaceae
Exons: 2
Coding region: 393-1250 (285 amino acids)
Source: RefSeq, a predicted model, not a curated record